AUGGUGCUUUUGAUUGCGGAGGCCUUGAAGGCAGAGUCGCGUAAAGAAGUCAACAAAUUUUUGAGGGAAAGGGGAGAAAAGGGGCGCUUCGCAAAGGAUUUUGAUGACCUAGUGGCCAAUGAAAAACAGUUCAAGGAGAAUUUUCAUAUGGAUGUAUGUAGUUUCAACGAGUUGUAUGAGCUGGUUCAUCCUCAACUGCAACCUAAAAAGCGAACAAGGCCAAACGAUGAAAUUUCACCAAAGCAAAAGCUGGCUGUCGUGUUGGAGUUCUUUGCUUGUGGAACACUUCAACGGCAUGUUGCGUCUGUUUACCGUAUAAGCAAACAACACUUUGGAAUCAUUUUAACCGAAGUUUGCGACGCCAUUAUUUCUGCUUUAGGCAACGAAAUUCCACCGCUAACACCUGCAGAAAUACAACGUAUUGGAUACACAUUUAACAAGUGGAAUUUUCCCAAUUGUGGAGGUGCUCUCGAUGGCAAGCAUGUUGCCAUUAAGUGUCCACGAAAUUCUGGAAGCCUUUUUUAUAAUUAUAAGGUAUACAUUUAG
Messenger RNA from Rhagoletis zephyria (snowberry fruit fly), 546 nucleotides. RefSeq lists its product as uncharacterized. The record is from RefSeq and is a predicted model, not a curated record. NCBI's taxonomy places the organism in Eukaryota, Metazoa, Arthropoda, Insecta, Diptera, Tephritidae.